Chenopodium quinoa (quinoa) is the source of this 1155-nucleotide messenger RNA. Its product is annotated as aspartic proteinase nepenthesin-2-like. The transcript is spliced from 6 exons. Lineage: Eukaryota; Viridiplantae; Streptophyta; Magnoliopsida; Caryophyllales; Amaranthaceae. Bases 1 to 1155 code for a protein of 384 amino acids. The record is from RefSeq and is a predicted model, not a curated record.
AUGGUUGAAUUGGAAUUGGGUACAUUUGAUCCUUCAUCAUCUCAUAAAACAGUUUAUCUAGGGUUCGAUACCGGAAGUGAUCUCAUAUGGACUCAAUGUGAAGGUUGUGAUGAAUGUUUUCAUCAAGUCGACCCGAAUUAUCCUGCAACUCAAUCUUAUACUUAUAGUGAACUCGCUUGCUCCGAGUGUCCUGAAGAAGAAUGUGUGGGCAAAACUUGCCGGGUGAAAGUGUUGUAUGGAGAUGGGGCCAAAGUCGUCGCGAUUUUAGCUCGUGAAUCUCUUACCUUCGCCACUACAACCGACACUCCUCUUACUAUUGAGGGUGUUCUUUUUGGUUGUGGAAUUGAUAUGGAAAAUUUUCAUGAAGGUGACGAAGAAAACAAUAGAAUAAGUGGAAUGUUCGGAAUGAGUUAUGGCAAAUAUAGCUUCCAAGCACAAAAAACUGAUUUGGUUAAAGGAAAAUUCCAAUAUUGCCUCCAAAAGAAAGAAGCUCAAGAAUUGCCACCAAUGUACCUUCGAUUUGGAGAUGAUUGUAUACAACCCGGAACGCCUAGUUCCAUCCCAAUGUUUCGACACGAAAACAGUGAUUUCUACUACUUAGAAGCCCGUGGCAUCCAGGUGAACCAGAAGAACCUCGAACUUCCUCCUGAUGUGUUCGAUAUCAAGCCCGAUGGAACCGGAGGAUUCCUCAUCGAUACAGGCUCAACCGUAACUUUUCUAGCCACAAAGGCGUUCCGUGUGUUAGUAACCGAGUUGGCAGCACAAAUCGAAGCUAAAAACUCAAAUUUGGAGAGACUAAGUAAUUCUGCAGCUCGUUACGAAGGGUUCGGGCUUUGUUACAAGCGUGUACGUGAGCCUACAACCUUUAGUCUUCCUUGGGAUAUAUUGGCCAGGUAUAAUGGUCAAGUAUUAGAUUUAUUUUGUUCGGUAUUAGGAUAUAUUGGUCAGGUAUAUUUGGUCAGGUAUAACAAUGCCCGAAAUAUCUUUAAGGAUAGUGAGCUUUUUCCUUUCAGCCAAUGUAAUACCAAUCAAACUAAACGAGCAGUAUUAGGUAGUGUUGGAAGAGCUCUUGUACUGACACAACAAUCUGCUUCAACCGUUAAAUGCUCAAAUCUUCCUUCUACUGUUGGAAGUUUAAUUCCUAUCCUGUUUUAG